GACAACCAACCACCUACCCGCGAAAGCAUCCGAAACUGUAACCACUAUUCAAUGGCCCCUCAAACAAUCCUGAUAACAGGCGCCGCAUCCGGCCUCGGUUUAGCAUUCCUGUUACACUAUGCCUCUCAAACGCCCCCUCCGUUUCUCAUUGCGAUCGACACCGUUCCCUUCCCACCCGACCUGCCAAAGUUUAAAAGACUCGGUUUCCGCGCAGAUGUCACGUCCCCCGAAGAAUUGUACGUGGCACAAACUGCCGUCGACGACGAACCCAUAGGCCUGAUCAUCCACUGCGCCGGGAUCCGAGGCCUGGUGCCACGCGUCGUCGCAGAGCAGCCUGGCGACGUCGCAGCCGCCGAGACACUGGCCGUUAUGGACCGGUCCACGUUCACCAAGACACUUGAGGUGAACACUUGGGGCACAUUUAAUCUCGUGACGUCGUUUUUGCCGAGCCUCAAAAUGGCCGAGGAUCCUAAGGUUGUGAUCAUGAGUUCGAGGAUGGGCAGUGUGAGCGCGAAUGUGGCGGGGGGAGGGUAUGCGUAUCGAGCUAGUAAGGCGGCGCUGAAUGCUGUGGUAAAGAGCUUUGCGAUUGAUAUACCUGAGGUUACGUUUCUGUUGCUGCAUCCUGGGAGAGUUGAGACGGGGCUUGUGGAGUGGAAGGAGGACGGGGCGAUCAGUACUCAGGAGAGUUUGAGCGAUUGCUUGAAGGUCAUAGAUGGGCUGAAGAAGGAGGAUAGUGGGAAGUUUGUUGACCGGUUUGGGGAGACCAUUGCAUGGUAGCGGAACCAUGAGUGUAGAUUGCAUCGACACUGCACGGUGACGCGUGUUGUCUACGAUAGCCCAAACCGAUGAGAGUAGUUUGGAGAAGAUUCGGCCCAGGUUUGGGUAGAAACUGGAGCUGGAUGCAUGUGAAAAACGGUGGAACAAGUAAAGGACAAAGGCUCCAAGCUCUGCGUAGAAUGUAAGUAUACGGUGGG
Boeremia exigua is the source of this 974-nucleotide messenger RNA. RefSeq lists its product as uncharacterized. Gene Ontology annotation, molecular function: oxidoreductase activity, acting on the CH-OH group of donors, NAD or NADP as acceptor. The record is from RefSeq and is a predicted model, not a curated record. The coding region runs from base 52 to 777 and encodes 241 amino acids. The transcript has a single exon. NCBI's taxonomy places the organism in Eukaryota, Fungi, Ascomycota, Dothideomycetes, Pleosporales, Didymellaceae.